AAUAAACGAGAACGAAAUCCACUCGUUUUACGGAUCAGAAAUCAGAAAUAGAUCAGGAAAAUAAAGUGCUUCUUGUUGUUCUGUUUCAGUCAGUCGUUCGAAGGAGACAAUCUAACUUUCACCAUCACAUCACAGUAGCGAAAGAAAGAUCAUCGAAAAUAGACAAUGGGACGAAGAAGAAAGAGGCUACAGAGCGAGGACUACGACGAUUCCCUGGAACGAUCGUUUUCCGCCAAGCGAUCGAAACCAGAAAACGAUGAUUCGGGGAAAGGUGGUGCAUCGAAACAAGAUGUAGGAGCAAGCCCAGCAAAAUCCGGCGAAACGCAGAAUCACAACGAUAGCAACAGUAAAAAGAACGACAAGGACAGCAUCGAGCGUCUCAGAGAGAAAAAGCGCCUAAAAAAGCAACGGCAAAAGGAAAAGAAACUCGCAGCCCAAAAGGAACAAGAAAAACUAAAGAUUCUCCAGGAAAAACAGAACAAAGAACGCGAAAAACGAAAACAAAAGCAGAAAAAACUGAAAGAGCUCGAAAAGAAAGUGUCGUCGGAUACGAACACUUUCAUCAAAACCUCCAUGGGCGUUCGAUACAUGGAUGUUGUGGUCGGGACGGGGCCCCUCCUCGUGGAUCGGAAGAAGAUAGUUUGUCAAUACGUGCUAAGGGCUAAAAAUAAAUACGGCAAGGUCCUAGAUUCCGGCGAAAGAUUUGCCUUCAAGUUUGGCAAAGGAGAGGUCAUUCCAGGAUGGGAAAUUGGAUUGAAAGGAAUGAAGCAGGGCGGCAAAAGGCAUAUAAUCGUCCCGCCAAAUGCAGGAUACGGAUUUAAAGAUAUCGGCGGAGGAAAAGGAGCGAUGUUGUACUUCGAAGUGACGCUGGUGAAAUGUUAGGGGAGGAAUAAGUCGAUAUCAAGAACUAUCGAUCUUUUUCAACAACAUUUAUUCACAGAAAGAUCAAUGUAAUUUAAACUUAUUUUUUGCAUCAAGUUUAUAGCCUUUUAGAAAUAUGCGCAUUCCCUCAUUCUACGUUUACGAUACCUUACUCAUGCCAAAAUCGAUUUUCGCGGUCUUUAUGUUGGCAAGAUGGAAGAAUAACUCACUAUAGACAUUCGUUGUGUCCUCCUACAUGUUUCAUAAGUGAUGUGGUCGUUUUUCUUCCUCAGAGAACGAAAGAACGUGUGACUGAACUCUGCACUGAGAUCCAUACCAUCGUUCCAACAAAUAUUUGACUUGCAUAUAAAUUAAGGACAGAAAAAUUUCAACAAGGAUAAUCUAAUCGCAGUCCGCUCCAAAAUAGCUCAUCAAAAUAUGUAUCCAUUUCUAUCAUUUUAUGAAACAUUAAUUAUAUUUUUUUACAAAUAUACAGCUCGUUUCUUGGUUUUCAUCCAAGGCUCACAUACCAAAAACCCUGGCAAUCGUUUAGUUUCAAUCAAUUCGUGAGCUUUCGCAACCUUGUUCAGUGAAAUGCGAUCCAACACUUCUGGUUUGAUGACUUUCGUGUCCAAAAGCUUGAACAAGUGAUAUAGAUCCCGUUUGCACAGAUCGAUAUUUUUCUCCCACUCGUCGUAAACAUCAUACGUUGCAGAGUUUCCUAAAAUCUUCUGAAGCGCUUUGUUCUUUCCACAAGCUAAUGCAGGAGCAUUCUGUGCUUUUCUCCAAUCAUUAAUUGGAAUAUCAUUUCCAUUGAUACGACGUCCACUAAUAAUCAACCGUCCGAAUCUUGGUAUGAGAGCUCUGAAGUGGACAGGAGUUACAUCUUCACGAAGAUUACCGUUAGGCGCCAGAACAAGAUCUAUUGUCCCUGUAAUUCGAUGAAUGUAUUCCAUUGGAUCCGAGCUCAAGGGCAUGACCCCGUAGGAAAUGAGAGUUUUCCAGUGUUUCUUCUUGGAGGUAGCGUAAAUAUUUGCUACUCCUGCGUUGAGAGCGAGCUCAAUCAUAGCUUUUCCCAUAUUAUUUGUCAUACAUCCGAGAAUCAACACCGACUUCCCUUUCAGAGAGUGUUUACCAUAGCGGAGAUUUACGGGCUGACCCAUAUGAAGAACCUGAAAGGCCGCUAAAUAGGUUUCCGGUAGACAAGCUACGUGAGCUGGAUCCAGCCCUCUAGGCACCUUGACCAAUUGAUUGGGAUGUAUCGUCACGAAUCGCCUAUUUCCCCCCCAUCUCACCAACGAAACGACAGAUUGCAUAGGACUCAGCCCGUACUUCUUCCCAACACUUGGAUUGAUACUAUAAACCUUCCCUACCACA
Pseudo-nitzschia multistriata is the source of this 2238-nucleotide messenger RNA. The record is from the annotation of a GenBank genome assembly. Lineage: Eukaryota; Bacillariophyta; Bacillariophyceae; Bacillariales; Bacillariaceae.